GAGAUACUUGGCGGGCUUUGUGCACGAUUGCAUCGCAAAGGCACUGUUGAAGAUUUUAAUGGAAAAGGAAAGGAAUGGUUUUCAUGAAUUGAUACUGAUAUAUUACCUUCUAUUCUUUGCUUUUAUUGAUUGUUGAAAUUUCAAUUGGAAUAAUCCUUCUUACCAUUAAGGGAACCUUCCAUUAUGCUACUCCAUUAAAUAUUAAUCACACUUUGGAUGCCAACUUGUGGCCAUUAAAAGCUUCCAAUUUGGACAAAGACAAAUUUCUCUCUCUCCCUCUCUCUCUCUCUCUCUCUUUCAGAAGCAUGCAACUAAGUUCACUGCAUAUUAACACACACAACUUCAGCUUUCGAUGAGAACGAGGGAUUCCCUCUUCAAUAUCUGUUAUUUUGGUUUUUUGGUCAGGUGGGUACCUUGUUUUGUUUUGGUUUGUUGGGUAUAUGCUUCAGGUUUCCAUGCUGAAAUUCUUUCAAGAUCACAUUUUUUUCUAUACCAGAUUUGUUUUACUUUAGCAUUUUUAAUUAACUGUUUGGUGGGUCUUUUACUAAUCCCUGAAAUGUAUAGUGCCUUUUCUUUGAACUUUUUUAUGAAAAUGAGAAAUGCAUCAUUUUCUUUUCUAGGAUUUGAGUUAGGUGGAUUCAUGUGUUAUUUAGUCUUGUUGAGGUUUCAAAAGCUGAAUAUGUCUCGGGUCUAAACAAAUGAGCGCAUUUCAAUAGCGUUUUUGGAAGGAACUAUAUUUUCUUUUGCUUUUGCCAAUGAAAUUCAAAUAUUGAGGUUUCGGGGCUGGUUAAAGUCCAAUCUUGCGUUCAUAAUCUUCAAAGAGAAACUUCUCGGUGUCUUCCAUUGAAGUUGCAGGUUCUGGAGUUUAAUAUUUGAUGCUUCCACUUUGUCCACCACUUGAAUGAUCGAUGGCUCAGGAGGAUGAUCCAUAUCCAUCAAUGGAGAAGAGAACAUCUUUAUGCAUUUUCUUUAAGGAUUUCAGACAUGUUCUUAAACCAGAUGAACUUGGGUUAGAAAUUGCACGUAUAGCAUUGCCUGCAGCGCUGGCUUUAACAGCUGACCCUAUUGCCUCUAUGGUGGACACAGCAUUUAUAGGCCGAAUAGGCCCAGUAGAACUAGCUGCUGUUGGAGUUUCUAUUGCCCUCUUCAAUCAAGUAUCAAGAAUUGCAAUAUUCCCACUUGUCAGUGUCACCACCUCUUUUGUCGCUGAAGAAGAUGCAAUUGGAAAAGUGAGCCCUGAAGUACAAGAGAGUGAAUCCUUGGAAACAGGUUCACUUGUAAACAGUGAAAGUAAAGAGUUGAUACCGCAAAAUGGUACUGAAUACCAUGUCCCGCCCUUUUCACUUUCUGUUUAUGAUAGACCUCGUCUAGUGGACUCCGGUGAAAGUGCAUUCAAGUCAAAAUCAUUUAUUAACAGCUUUGAAAUUUCUAAUAAGACUGGGAACGAACGAAGGCACAUCCCCUCAGCCUCAUCUGCAUUAGUUUUUGGUGCCAUCCUUGGCUUCGUCCAAACUAUAUUCCUCAUAUCUGGUGCAAAACCAUUGUUGAACUUCAUGGGAGUCAGUUCUAAUUCGCCUAUGCUAACCCCUGCACAGCAAUAUUUGACAUUAAGGUCACUUGGUGCCCCUGCAGUUCUCCUUUCCUUGGCCAUGCAAGGAGUCUUCCGUGGAUUUAAAGAUACGAAGACUCCUUUUUAUGCCACUGUGGCUGGAGAUGUAACAAACAUAAUUUUAGAUCCCAUAUUCAUGUUUGUUUUCCGUCUGGGAGUUAGUGGUGCGGCCAUUGCCCAUGUUAUAUCCCAAUAUCUGAUUUCAAUUAUACUCUUGUGGAGAUUAAUGGAACAAGUUGAUCUCUUACCUCCAAGCGUCAGGCAUCUGCAAUUUGGUAAAUUUGUUAAAAAUGGUUUUCUACUAUUAAUGAGGGUGAUAGCUGUAACAUUCUGUGUUACUCUUUCUGCGUCAUUAGCUGCACGACAAGGAUCAACAUCCAUGGCUGCAUUUCAGGUCUGCUUGCAGGUUUGGCUGACCACAUCUCUUCUCGCAGAUGGAUUGGCUGUUGCCGGUCAGGCAAUACUUGCAAGUGCCUUUGCCAAAAAGGACUAUGACAAGGCGACAGCCACUGGAUCUCGAGUAUUGCAGUUGGGAUUGCUUCUGGGAUUGAUGCUGGCUGUUGUACUCGGACUAGGAUUGAGUUUUGGGGCAAGAUUAUUCACAAGUGAUGUCAAUGUUCUCCACAUGAUUAGUAUUGGCAUCCCGUUUGUUGCGGGUACUCAACCCAUCAACGCCUUAGCAUUUGUAUUUGAUGGUGUCAACUUUGGAGCUUCUGAUUUUGCAUACUCUGCGUACUCCAUGGUUCUGGUGGCCAUUAUUAGCAUCCUAUGUUUAAUUUUUCUCUCCUCCAGCUAUAAGUUCAUUGGUAUCUGGAUUGCUCUGACCAUAUAUAUGAGUCUCCGUGCGUCUGCGGGCUUUUGGAGGAUAGGGACCAGAACAGGACCCUGGAAGUUUCUCAGGAGCUUUUAGCUGGUUGUUUAUUGUUUCAGCCAUUAUUUUCUUCUCAUAGAUAGCAUACCCUCUGGCUGUAUAAGCAUUUUCCCUUCUUUCUUUCUUCUGUUGUAUCCUUUUAACUUAAAUGUCAUGAAAUAUUUUGCCUUUCUAUCACCUCUGUAAAGAAAUUGAAAUAUAGAAAAAGAGAUAAAACCCAUGUUCUUAUUCUUAGAAAUUGAUGGACAGAUCUCAACGAUUUCUUGACCA
This is a messenger RNA of Hevea brasiliensis (rubber tree), 2750 nucleotides long. Its product is annotated as protein DETOXIFICATION 42. The record is from RefSeq and is a predicted model, not a curated record. NCBI's taxonomy places the organism in Eukaryota, Viridiplantae, Streptophyta, Magnoliopsida, Malpighiales, Euphorbiaceae. Bases 909 to 2519 code for a protein of 536 amino acids. Gene Ontology annotation, molecular function: xenobiotic transmembrane transporter activity; antiporter activity. Gene Ontology annotation, cellular component: membrane. The transcript is spliced from 14 exons. Gene Ontology annotation, biological process: transmembrane transport.